AUGCAGUUCUUCACCGCAGCCAUCACCAUCUUCGCCGGCGUCGCCCUCGCCGCGCCUGCCGUCGAGCAGCGCCAGGUCUACACCCCCUGCAGUGGCCUCUACGGCACCUCGCAGUGCUGCGCGACUGAUGUCCUAGGCGUAGCUGACCUCGACUGCGCCAACCCCCCCGCCGUCCCCACCGACGCCAGCAACUUCAGCGAGAUCUGCGCGGCUGAUGGCCAGCGUGCCCGCUGCUGCGUCCUACCUAUCCUCGGACAGGAUGUUCUCUGCCAGACCCCCGCUGGCGUUACCGCGGCAGGCUAUUAG
Messenger RNA from Daldinia loculata, 306 nucleotides. RefSeq names its product Cerato-ulmin hydrophobin family. The coding region runs from base 1 to 306 and encodes 101 amino acids. Lineage: Eukaryota; Fungi; Ascomycota; Sordariomycetes; Xylariales; Hypoxylaceae. The transcript has 2 exons. Gene Ontology annotation, cellular component: extracellular region. The record is from RefSeq and is a predicted model, not a curated record.